Molecule: messenger RNA, 948 nt
Organism: Orbilia oligospora ATCC 24927
Lineage: Eukaryota; Fungi; Ascomycota; Orbiliomycetes; Orbiliales; Orbiliaceae
Exons: 2
Coding region: 1-948 (315 amino acids)
Biological process (GO): carbohydrate metabolic process
Cellular component (GO): extracellular region
Molecular function (GO): cellulose binding
Source: RefSeq, a predicted model, not a curated record
AUGCAUCUCAACUUUUGCUAUCGGCUUAUAUUUUUGUCAAUUUUUUUCAAUGCUGUUGCAGUCAUUGCUUUUAGUCGCCGGUUCGAAAUCAGGUGGACAAAAGGGUUUAGUUUCGCACCUCACAAACGGGACAUAACUGAGAGCCCAGAAGCAGGGCCCCAAAACAUUGUCAUACCAUUUGAACUUCAGGCCCGAGCAGACCUAGCUUCAAGCACUUGCAAGUGCUUAGGGCCCCCGGAGACGGUAUCAUACGCUAUCACAAAGCUUCUGCCUUACAUGGCCGCCCCAUAUAAAGAAUGUGAUAUCAGAGCUGUCACAUCAAACCUCUGCCCCAUAGAUUAUGUAUGUGCUUGCCGAACAAACAAUGCAAGUAUUUGCAUUCCAACUUCGAUAAGAACAGAAACCGAGUGCCUUCCAACCCUUUCCGAUCGGAUAUUACAGAAACGGGAAGAGCUACCAGAUGUCACCGAGUGGGAGGCCCAAACAAUACCCACCGAUCUGGCAGAGCCGUCUGGUCAGUGUGGAGGAACUAUUCAACCUGAAGCCACAGAAUUUUGGGCGACAUCAAUGACCCGUUGCCCCGUAGGUGAAGCUUGCGCCUGUCAGUCGGCUGACUAUUCUCAAUGUGUGGAUACCAUUGGAACAGCUUAUCGUGGGACCGAAUGUCCAAACUCCUGCGCGACUGUUCGGCAAGAAUUCACGGUCUCACUUCCUCCUCCAUCCGCGACGGCAAAACUUGGAGGUCAGUGUGGCGGGAGGUGUUGGACUGGACCAACAAAUUGUCCGGUUGGCGCUACUUGCUUCACCGAAAAGAGUCCUGAACCCGGUGCUUAUGCGGCUUGCGAGACAGCGAACCCUGGCAAUCAAUUAAAGAUUCGAAACAAUAAAUAUGAAGGACUGAUAGUGCCGGUAAAAGCCCGGGCUAUCGCUACCCGUAUUUACUUUUGA